GAGGUGAUCAUGACUGCGAGAGCAUACCAAGUCGAAAUGUUUCAGGAGAGUCUACAGCGGAACAUCAUCGUUGCAAUGGACACAGGAAGCGGAAAAACUCAAGUUAGGGCGAUACUUCGAAUUCAGGAAGAGCUCGGAAGGAGCCCCAAGCUUAUCUGGUUCCUUGCUCCUACCGUUCAGCUUGCCGCCCAACAGUUUGAGGUCAUCGAAAAACAGAUACCAGGAGUUCAGUCAAGGUUCAUCUGCGGCGCGGACAAUGUUCAAGCCUGGAAGUAUAAGACCGGUGUUUGGCAGGCGGUCCUCACCAAUGUCCGGAUCGUUGUGUCUACGUACCAGAUCUUGUUUGAUGCUGCCGUAGCACACGCUUUUGUGCCCUUGGAAUCUAUUAGUCUUCUCGUCAUCGAUGAAGGUGAGUUUUCCUUGUCCAUUUCGUUAACCAUGGAGGGGAAACCCGUCCCUCACAUUCUGGGUCUCACGGCUAGCCCUUUGAUGAGGUCCAAUCUCGCUGGUAUAGAAACACUCGAGCAGACCCUUGAUGCAAUCUGCAGGACGCCCUGUAGGCACCGCGACGAGCUUAUGGCUCAGGUGAACCGCCCAGAGAUGAAAGCAUUCAUAUACGGAGACCUUCCUGAACCUCAAAAUGCCACCCCAUCGUCUUCAAACAUGACCAGGCUCAUCGACACCUUACGACAGAUGGAUAUUACGGCUGAUCCUCACAUCAUACGACUCCGUGAGGAGAACACGGAGCGUAGUCGCGAGGCUCUGAAAAGCGCCAUCAUGUCUCGCAAUACUCAGUCACAGAAGCAGAUGAAGGCGCUGUUUGCAAGAGCAAGAGAGAUGAUGAUGAACCUAGGACCGUGGGCGGCGGAAUAUUACAUCAACAGAGUUGUCACUGAGUUUCUCAAAGUUGGCAGUCCACCCGCCCCAUCGGUUCACAACCUUUGGGAUGAGGAAAAGGCCUAUCUGUCGGCUACACUUCAGGGUAUUAAACCUGAAGCACCGCCGAGCGUUCCAGAUAACCUCUCCCGCAAAGUUCAAGCCUUGCUACAAAUUCUCGCCUCCCAUAAAGGCAACCCCGUGGGAAUCGUUUUCGUCACGGAGAGGGCAACCACUUCGGUCCUUUCGCAUGUUCUCUCGGUACAUCCCGUUCUCGAGUCUCGCUACUCCGUGGAGUCUAUGGUUGGCACAUCAAAACUUCCUGGGGGCAAGCACAGUUUUCUCGAUCUCACCACGAAAGAGGACAUUGAGUCUCUGCACCGGUUCAGAAAGGGCAAGGUCAACUUGCUGGUGGCUACAAGCGUUCUCGAGGAAGGCAUCGAUGUACCCGUGUGCAACUUGGUCAUCUGCUUUGACAAGCCCAGCAACCUCAAGUCGUUCAUCCAGAGACGAGGGAGGGCUCGUAUGAACGAGUCGGAACUCUGGGUUCUUUUCAAAGAUGAUCAGGACCAGUCUCUGGAGGAGUGGAAGGAGCUCGAGCAGGAGAUGAAGCGCAAAUACGAAGACGAAUUACGGGAAAUAGCAGGGCUUGAGCAGAUGGAACAAUCCGAGGCGGACGAUUAUCCCAAGAUGACAGACCCAACAACAGGGGCACAGAUGACCAUCCACGACGCAAAGCAACAUCUCGAUCAUUUCUGCUCAACCUUGUCCACCAGGAAGUUUGUCAACUGGGCGCCGUUUUACAUUAUCCACGAUCUGGAGGGAAACCCCAUCGACGCUCGCAAACCCGGCCUUCGGGCCGCCACUGUGAACUUGCCCGUCUCACUGUCCCCGAGUUUGCGUCGUGCAGAAAGCCUGCGGGCCUGGCCCUCGGAGGCUUUUGCUUGCAAAGACGCCGCUUUCCAGGCUUACAAGAAGCUCUACGAGGCGGGUUUGAUCGACAAGAACAUGCUGCCUGCCAGAACGACGCCUGGCUUGGUGGAAGUUGGAAAAACGGAGGGGAUCACCACUGUUGAGGUGCAAUAUAAUCCUUGGCUGGAGGUAUCAAAGGCUUGGGAGAGCAGCACUAAGCUGUACAGUCGGCGUGUGACAAUAUCCAGCGAGGACGGCACACAUUGGGCACAACUGGACCUUUCGCUUCCAAUCCCCGUUCCUUUGAUAAGAGAUCAAGUCAUUCAUUCGGAGCGCAAAACAUCUUGGACUAUAUCCAUGGGGGCUGCUCAUGAGAGAAAGUAUGACAAGGACAAUCGAGAUCACACUUAUGGUUUGCUCGCGAUGGCCUACGGACAUCGGUUUCCGAUAGAGAAGAAACAAUAUCCCAUCCGUCUUCUCUCGCCAGAGGAGGAGAUUACUAUUGACCGCAUGGCCGCAUUGGAAUUCAACCGCGACUCUCUCGCCAACUGUUCUCAGUCUUACCUCAUCCGGGAUGUUGACAGCGCCAACCACCCCUAUUUCUUUAGGGAGUGGUUUCCGAAGAAGCCUCCCAUGAACAUGAUCAAGUCCGUGUUUAAGGGGUUCGAGGAGGCCCCAGAGGACGUCCCUUAUGUGUCUGUGCAGGCGUUCCCCAAGAGGGCAGGUCAAUUCCGCAAGUUACCCGAUGCUUUCAUUCACCAGCUACCCAGCGGGAAGCCUUACCCGCGAGUGAUUCCUGCGAGCCAGGUCAAAGUCGACAAGAUCCCAACUGUGUUUGCCCAUGUCGGUCUGAUGCUUCCCGCUCUUACGGCUGCAGUGGGUGACUAUCUUGUUGCCAGAGACCUGCUGGAUGGGUCGCUGCAAACGACCGGGAUCACGGGUCUGGAUCUGGUGGUCACGGCCAUCACAGCAUCGGGGGCGAGGAGGUCAAUCGACUAUGAAAGAAUUGAGUUUCUGGGAGAUUCCAUUCUCAAGUUUUGCACAACUAUCAACUGCUCGGCACAGUGCUUCCUCUCGGCGAGCAAAGACAAGAUCGUCUCCAACUACCGUCUCUGCAAAGCUGCCAUAGAUUUCGGACUCGCCCGCUACAUCAUCAACACUGCCUACACGACAGACAAGUGGCGGCCCGUGUUUGUGGAAGAUUACCUCGAGCGCACCGACAACCCUUCUUCCGAUGGACCGAAAACCAGGGAGAUGUCGACCAAAACCCUCGCCGAUGUGGUAGAAGCCUUGAUCGGUGCCUCCCACAUCAGCGGCGGUAUCAACAAAGCCCUCGCUUGUAUUUCUCUGUUUCUCCCCGAGGCCAAAUGGCAGAGCAUCGACCACGGCCGCCAGGUCCUCUACGACGAAGCCCCCGACGACGAGCCCCUCCCUCCUAACAUGCACCUUCUGGAGAAACUGAUCGGGUAUACUUUCAAGAAAAAGUCCCUCCUCAUCGAGGCAAUGACCCAUCCCUCUUUCAACGUGCAAGAUACCCGCGCCUCCCUCGACAGGCUAGAAUUUCUUGGCGACGCGAUACUAGACUACCUCGUUGUCGAAUCCCUCUUCUCCCUCCGCGAACCACUGACCGGUCUCCCCCUCGAAAACUCCAAGCUCCACCUUUUACGCACCGCCCUUGUCAACGCCGACAUUUUGGGGUUUUUGGUGAUGGAGUGGGCCAUCGAAGAGGAAAGAUACAACGCUGAAGUCAUCCUCCCUGAUCCCACUUCCAACCCAUACCUCUCCCCCUCACGACGAACUUCUAGUUCAAGCACUACCCCCCCAGAGAUCAACCUCAUCAGCACCACGGCCAAAUUCCCGCUGUGGUCAUUCCUGCGGUACACCUCGCCCGAAAUGGGCGAGCACAUCCUCUCUACCCAAUCCCGGCAUUCUUUUCUCCGCGACGAAAUCCGUCACGCCCUUGACCGCGGCGAAAAAUACCCCUGGCCCGCACUUACAAGACUCCAAGCACAAAAGUUUUAUGGCGAUGUUUUUGAGAGCUUGAUGGGAGCUGUCUGGGUUGAUAGUGGGGAUUUGGAAGAGUGCAGGGGGUUGAUGGAACGAAUUGGGAUCAUGGGGUUGAUGGAGAGGUUGGUGAGGGAGGGGGUGCACUGUUUGCAUCCGAAGGAGGAGUUGGGGCUUUUGGCGGCGGGAAGGGCGGUGGAGUAUAGGGUUGAGGAGAACGAGGAAGGGCAGUGGGAGUGUGCUGUUGUUUGGGCGGAGACGGGGGAGGAGGUGGUUAGGGUUGGGGGUGCGAGGAAGGGGGAGGAGGCUAGGGUUAGGGGGGCUGAUGCUGCGGUUGGGGUGUUGAAGGCGGAGAAGGAGGUAAGGGAACAGGAGAAGAGGAGGGUGAUGUUGGAGAACUUGGGAAAGGAUGUGGUUGUUGAUGCGUGA
This is a messenger RNA of Podospora anserina S mat+, 4221 nucleotides long. RefSeq lists its product as uncharacterized. Gene Ontology annotation, molecular function: RNA binding; ribonuclease III activity; ATP binding. The annotation marks the transcript as partial. Lineage: Eukaryota; Fungi; Ascomycota; Sordariomycetes; Sordariales; Podosporaceae. Gene Ontology annotation, cellular component: cytoplasm; RISC complex; nucleus. The transcript has 6 exons. Gene Ontology annotation, biological process: siRNA processing. The record is from RefSeq and is a predicted model, not a curated record.